This is a messenger RNA of Porites lobata, 13598 nucleotides long. Lineage: Eukaryota; Metazoa; Cnidaria; Anthozoa; Scleractinia; Poritidae. The record is from the annotation of a GenBank genome assembly.
AUGCCAGCGAGAAAGCUGACAGUCACAGGUGGAGAGAGUGUAACAUUCAGAUGCGUAGUGAAGGCGGGCAACCCGCCUCCAUCGGUGGUCUGGGAAAGGGAGCAAAAUAAACCGCUGAACAGCAGUGACAACGGCGUCUUAGUGAUCUCUCGCGCGUCCGGUGACAGUGGAGGCAGAUAUAUUUGUAAGGCGACAAAUAUCCUAGGGUCAACUGAAGCAGCGGCUUUGCUUAUUGUUCAAGGUAAAUUUUAAUCUAACACAAGCCAAGGGCAACUACUCUACAAAUACCUAUCUUGUUUCUGACAACCCUUUUCAAGAACCACCACCCAAAACAUCCAAAACUCUUCUUGUGUGUUUGUUUCUUUAAGUCACUUUUUCUUGUCCGUCUUUUAUUACUAUGAAUUCCUGAAGACAAACUUCACAAGGAAAGUAAUGGCCAGUUGUCGUUUUUAGCCAGAUCCUUAUCUUUACUUCACUUACAACAGCACGAGUAAGCAAUGACUACAUUACCCAAGGAGAAAUUGAAACAAUACUUAUAAUUAAGAGUUUUAAGGGGACAAACAACGAAUAUCUUGACCAGUGCUGAAAUGGCGAGACUUUUCAACAAGAAAGUAUCUCGUUUCUUCCUUUUUGAAACCUGUAUUCAUGUGCCAGUGAUAAAGCUUAUUUUAUGGCAUCUUGAAGGUAGUGACUGCACAAUUACGGUAUGGUUUGCUUAAUUGUUACACAGGUGAACCCCAGUUGAUAGUAAACCCUUCCAGUCCAGUCUCCGUGACAGGUGGAAGCUCGGUCACGCUGGAAUGUACAGCUGCAGGGAGCCCUCCUCCAGUAGUCCAAUGGAUUAUUGAAGGGCAUCCUCGGUCUAAUCUGCAAAUAAGGGAAACCAAUCGUGGGGUGUUGAAGUUGAUUAUUGAAAAUGUCAGACCGGAAGACCAGGGGAACUUUACCUGCCAGGCAGAGAAUAUUGUAGGAUUGACUCAGGAAAGUGUGCAGUUAACAGGUAUAUUCCUUAUGCAGUGUAAUGGCAGCAAGGUACUGAGAAAUUAAGGACUCGCUAAAUGUCCUUCUCAGACAUCCGAAAUGUAAAAGAUCGUAAACAAAUCAUUUCCUCUUUUGCUUUCCACCAUAUCAUGAACUGGAACUGGUUAUCAUAGAAUAACAAGGUUUUAUUUGUUUUUCUUAGGUUUUCUUGCGAAAUUGCAACCACUGUUUCCUCAUUUUUUUAAAUCUUAUCAUCCAAUGUUGACAUUAAAGAUUCCUUAUUGUCGAGGAGUGUCUGUGUCUAGCCUGACAAAACAGCUAACAUUUCGAGACGCCAUCAACGGAGAAUACGUCUAAGGAACGAGCGCAGAAGUUUCAUACUAAUGAUGUGUCACUACCCAGAUCUGGAGAGUGCCAACCCAAAUCACUACCCAGGUCAGAGUAGUAAAACGUCAUUAGUAUAAAAUUUCUUCACUCGUUCAUCAGACGUCAUUUCCAAGAAAACCCUUGGUGGCGUGGCGAGAUGUCGGCAGUUUUUUCAUGCUAGGCUGUGUCAGGAUGUCUGUCAUUUUACAUUAAUUUAGAGGAACUUUUGAUAUUGUCCUUGCUUUAAUUAAAGGAAGCUUUAAUUUUAGGCCAAACUUGUUCUCAAAGAGGAUUGUAUGACAUGAUAUUUUAAGCAUGUGGCGUAUGUGUGGAAACUUUUUUUAACACUUAUUCAGCUUAGAACAAAACUAAUGGGUGAUACAAAAGUUGAAGUAAAUUUAUGUUUUGUUUUUCUCCACUGACGAAAUAUGACCUGAGGUUAUUGUGAUUCCUUCUAGUAACUGUUCCACUAGAACCACCAGAGAUCCUCUUAAAUUCUGUUUUACGAACUGUCAUCGAAGGAGAAGACGUGGAGUUUCGGUGCAAUGCAUCCGGCUUACCAGCUCCGACCAUUGUCUGGGAAAGACUGGGUUCUAAUUUACCCAAUGACGCCCUUGAUAGAGAUGGAAUACUGAUGAUCCCGUCUGUCGGUGCAGAAGAUGCUGGGACGUACUCCUGUAAAGCAGUUAAUAGUGAAGGGCAGGACAGUUUUAGUGUCAAGUUGGAAGUGAUAGGUACGAUUAAGGAAAAAAAUUGAACCUAAGAAAAGAGAGGAUAAAGUUUCACGAAUCCAGGCUAAUCAAAAUUUAUUACUGUAGCUCAACAGUAAGAUACCUCUCCCACAAAUUUCAACGUAAAACAAAUUUUAACGUCAAUUACCAUUGAUCGUGUAUCAUUUCCUAGAGGCAUAUAAUUGAGUUACACAUUUUAUCCUGGCGAAGUUCAGCGAUGCCGCCAACUGGAGGUGUAAAGGCCAUUUCUUUAUGUACCACUUUGACCAACAAGGCAUCCUGUUUCUGAGCCUUCCAUAAAAAUGGUUCCUUCUUCAUAUGCUUUAAUGUGAAGAAGCGCUUUGAUUAAUAACUAAGGGACUUUCCCUCACUUUUACUUGGUAACCUUUCAAACUAUACGAUAUUUCAAAAAAGCCCUUUUUAAAUAAGAAAUGGCACAUGUCUUACCCCUUUCUGCACUACAAACUGCCAAAUACAGUCAAAUUUCCCUUACGCAGACACCAUCAGCAAGCAAAAACGUAAUUUCAUUGGGAGCUGGCCGGUAACAAAUCAUGCUUUUGUAGUGAAGUUCCUAAUGGGAAGAUUUGUUAAGGUGGCCGUAAGUGAAGCUGUCCACUUGAGGCAUAUUGUACGUCCAUGAAAAGAUAAGAGCUUAGACUGUUACUACCCCGUUAUACACCUCUCCCAUUAUAUCCUUUCAACGUAAUUAUUACUAUCAACGAUUCCAAGUAAUGCUGUUUUUUGAACUCGUGGUUCUUUAACAUUUACCAAACGUUUGGAAAAAAAUGAAAAAAUGGAACACCAUCUUUAGGAACGUUUAGGAGAAACGACAAAUUUAAAAAGGUAGCCGUGUGGUUGAAUAUUCCAGACUGAAAUUUGUUUGCUUUCUUCCCCAAACUUGAUUAAUCUUUGAGACAAGUUUCAAGCUUUCGAGGCCUGUUUUGGGAAUGGAACGAAUUUGUGAAAUAGAUUCCUGCUGUGAACAUUAACUUUAAGGCAACAACUUAAGAAUCAAGGAGACAAAAUAUAGUGAUUUGUAUUAAGUUGUCAUUCCAAACCUCGAAUUCCUUUUAUUGUGUCUUCUCACCGGGACAGAAUUCUGGAUUUUGUUUACCAUGAAACUCGCAAAUAGUGAACCGACCUAUGUCUACAUUUAUUGAAGUGAUAAACAACCCGACCCGUGUCUUUUUUCUUUCUUUUUUUAACCAGUGCCUCCUCUAAUCGACGUGACUCCCCCCAAGAUCUCUGUCAAUCAAGGAACCUCCUUUAACAUCUUUUGCAUUGUUAAGCUAUCACUUGCAAUCACGUGGUCAAAACUCAAUGGUAGUUUCCCAAACGGCAUCGUGAGCGACAAGGGGACCUUAACAGUCAGUGAGGCGAAACUGAAACAUGCAGGAACAUACCGCUGUUAUGCUAACAAUUCAGCGGGCUCCAGUGAAGGCUUUGCAAGCGUCGUCGUGUAUGGUAAUUUAAAAAAAAUAUCGCAGUAUAUAAAAAAGUGUAUACCUCAAGAGUUAAGGUAAUAAAAGUUUUAAUUGUAAAAACAAAACCAAAAAAAGGCCUUUCAUCCCUUCUUCUUCUCUCUCAAUGACUCCCAUUUAUCGAAUUUUUUCCCUUUUAUUUAGAAAGAAACAGUCUAUGUUGUACCACAAAUUCUAUAUUGUACUACAAAUGAUGUUUUUUGUGAUGGCAGUGAAUGUGUCUUUGAAAUAUACGUUCGAGUCUUGUUGCUCUUUGCAAAUCGAUUAUCUUGAUUAUUUAUCAACUUAUAUUUGGGAAAUCAGUGCUAACCAACACACUAGUCAAUUUUCAAUUUCAUCCCAUGUUCAAUUUGUCCUGGCUUUUUGACUGACUUUCGUUCUGAUAUCUCAGCUGCACCAAAAGUGGUGGCCUGGCCUAGAUCUUUUGAAGCAGCGCAUAAAUCCAAUGUUACAUUUCACUGCAACGCGACUGGCAUACCCGACCCGGUGAUCUCCUGGUCAAAAGAGGGAAGCGAAAUUCCCGUACGACACUCAGCUGGUGUCUUGAGUCUUACAGGAGUUAUCAGUGACGAUAAUGGUCGAUACAUCUGCACAGCAAAAAAUGCUGCUGGAACUUCUACAACAUCUAUAGAACUCACUGUCGAAGGUUUGUUAGAGCUUCGCUUUGAAGAAAAAGAAGUCACUUUCUGUUCAUCUCGAUCCCCUUUUUAUGCUUAUUUCCCCUUAUCAUGCCUAAGUUCAUUGGUCCGGUUGACGACCCCAUAUUCUCAAAGUACAGUGCAAAAUUAUAUCAUAACCAAAAAUUAAUGUCCAUAAAUCUUUUUCAAAUGUCGAGCCAAUUCAUUGCACUGUAAUUAUAUUAUGCUAUACCCUUGAGUUUAUCCAAUUGUUAUUGUUAUCAUCAUUAUUAUUAUUAUUAUUAUUAUUAUUAUUGUUGUUGUUGCUGCUGUAAUUAUUGCUAUUGUUAUCUUUAUCGUUUUUGUCAUUGUAUCAGUAUCAUAAUCAUUAUCAUUAUCACUAUCAUUAAAUCAUUCGUAUGAGUAGCCAUGUAAUCAUAUCCUUUUCAGAUCUACCCAGUGUGGUUAUAACAGGUGGAACCUCCGUCAAAACAGUUUCAGUAGGAAAGAAUUUGACUCUAGAAUGCAUCGCGAAUGGAACCCCACAACCAGAAAUACAAUGGACCCGCGUCGAUGGUCUGCUUCCAGAGGGACUCAUUUCAAAAGGAGGACAGCUGAUUUUUCUCCGCGCGCGGCUUGCCUAUGGUGGUGUAUAUAGGUGCAAAGUCACUAACAUUGUGGGCUCUGUGCAAUCUGAAGUAGCCAUCUUUGUGCAAGGUUGGUGUUUGCUGUUUGUUCUUUUCUGCUGUUACCUUUCACGUUUACUGGUCUGCAAAAGAAAUUAAAGCUAAUGCAAGUAAAGCUAAAAAACGCUUGAAAUAUUUGACCGUCAAUUGCAAAGACAUUCACAUUUGUGGGGAAUAGGAAUGGUUCACUGGUUUGUCAACCGAGUUGAUAAGCCAAGAUAAUAAGACAAGAUAAAAUAGCGAAAGCUGGCGAUUGCGUGUCCUCGUGUCAGACCAAGUGAGGAAGGCGUGAAAACAUAAGCCUGCUUUAAAUCUUACUGCGGUAAACCAAAAUGACCUUAUCCGAUUAGAUUUUUUGGUACUACCACCCAACCACCCCAACCCUACGGUUACAACUAAUAUCCAUCUGCAAAGAUCAUGCAGUUUUAUUGACGAUGUUACUAUUAAACAUUGUGUUAUUAACUCGAAUGGCAAGGCUGUACUCUAUUUACUCUUAGAGGCCCCCAAGGUCAUGUUUACUCCACAGAGGUCACGUGUGAAAACUGGUGAGACCGUGCAAUUCACUUGCAUCGCUAGCGGCUCCCCGUCACCAGACCUAACAUGGCGGAAAGUUAACGGAUCGCUUCCAGUCAGCAGUACAGUGCAAAGAGGAGUUCUGAAGAUUGCCAAUGGGACUCAAAAGGAUGCUGGGAGUUACAAUUGUGAAGCCAAAAAUGUUGAAGGAUCGGCUAAUAGAAGUGGAAUUUUAGAAAUUAAAGGUAAGGUAUCAAAGGGUCGGCUCUUUGGAAGUAAUUUUACUUUAACCUCCCUCCUUGUUUCAUGUCUUUAUUUUCACGAGUUUUGGUGCAAAAAUUUUACAGUGCCUUUCCUCCUAUACAUUUUUCCUGAAGCAAUUCCAACGCGAAAAGCUACGAAUGUUCUUGCGGUCAUGAUGAGGGUUAGAUUGGGGAGUUUCUGCUAAGCACACUUCGCGUCAAUGACAAGAAGACACGUUUGUUAUGAUAUUUACUCUAACCAUAACUUAGUAAUGGUCACCAACCAUUUGUAUCUGUCCGUUUUCUAUAUCUCUUCUUAGUGACCGUUCCACGAUUUACGCAGGAACCUCUGUCCUACCUCAGUGUACAGACAUUAACAGACGAGCCACUUAAUUUCACGGUUGAAAUUGUGUUCAUACCGGAGAUGGCGGAUGGGCUGAUUCUGUACAACGAUCAGCUAACAAAUGGCUCUGUUGGAGACUUCAUUUCAUUUGGAAUGUCAGACAGAUUUGCUGAAUUUAGGUAAUGGGGUUGUAUUCACAAACAGGGACGAAGAGCAUCCUUCUUGAUCCCCGCCAGUAGUCCUGUGAGGCUUAGCUCUAGCAGGAGUCUGCCCUCGCAAGCUAUUUUUUCCAUAAAGCCUUUGGUUACUCACAAUUAUUUUUUCGAGGUCGUUUGAAAACUAAUGCAAAAAUAGGAUCGGAACUUAUUUUGUUUCUGUAAACCCUGAAACAGCAAGGUAACUAAACUAUCGUUAUACUAACCAAGUCUACCAUAUUCCACCUUGGCUGCAGUCAUAUUGCAUACAUUUAGCCAAGCCUUAAAACGGAGCUUCCAUUUAAUACAACACUUUAAGUUCUGGUUUGGGGGGUGCAUCAUGCACUCUGACUGUUCCAGUGACUUACUCCAAGAACUGCAUCACGUCAUAUGUAUCAACAUACUUAGCACGAACACACCAUUAUAAGAUGCUGGAGUUUACAUGUAGAUUGUGUGUUGGUUGGACUUAUAAUCCUAUGGUCAAUUUUUACAAAUGUAUUAUAAACGUGCAGCCAUUUUCCGUGAGCACAGAUUGAAGAAAAAAGACUCCGCUUCAGCGCAAGCUUCCCACAUAUACUCUGGGCUCCAUUGUCCCAGUCUAACAAAGUAUACUUGAAUAUCUCCUCCCUGGUGAAGCUGAGCCGGCACAUUAGAGAUUUACGAUGUUUUUUUUUUUUUCGAAAUGGGCUAUAUCCACGUUGUAGUGGCUGUGCAUGUCGGUUUAGGCUUAAAACAUUCUUGAUCUUAACCUAACUGUGAUGCACAUGUUAUAAUCCAGUUUUAUCCUUGGUUGAUAUUUUUUUCUUUUUUGGGGGGUAUGGUAACAUAAGAAAAGAGUCUGAAACAAACUAAAUUAAAUUUAAACCAAGGUCAAAAUUGAAGAGAACUUAUCCGUAUUUAGAUUCAACCUUGGCUUUGAGCCUGCAAUCAUUCGAAGCCGGCAACCAUUGAGCCUGUAUGAGUGGCACAGAGUCGUCUUAUCACGUAACAGGAAGGAAGGAAAUCUCACCGUAGAUGGGGAGCCACCUGUAACAGGAAUUUCUAAGGGGAGUAGUACAGGUCUCAAUUUGAAUCAGGAUUUGCACGUGGGAGGAGUCCUUGAUUUCUCAUCAAUAAGCUCUUUGGCGGGAUUCAAGUCAGGAUUUAUUGGCUGUUUAAGCUACUUGGCUAUCGACGGAAAAGUUGUAAAUUUUGGUAAGAAUAUAAUUGUUUCUUUUACAUUCCAUUGCAAAAAUGGUUGGUAUCAAAAAUAGGGACCUUAAAAACAGGAAAACACGUACAUGUAUUGUCUCCUUUGAUUAUUUUGAGAAAUUUUCGUUAGGACAAAACCAAUGGUAGUUGGAUAAAGGUUUUCAAAGUUCAAAAUUUCUGGAAACUAGUUUUCGAGGAGAUUUGACUGAUUUGAAUUUUGUACAGGAGUCGAAGAAACGAACAGAGUGUCCGAGGGGGGGAGUAAGGGUUCUUUCUUGACAAACAAUUCAUACAAAUUCUUCAAUUCGGUUUUACCAGCUGAGUUGAUGAACACAUCUUGAAAGUCUGCUUUUGGUUUCUGUUCUGGAGGUAAAUUGUCUUUAGCAACUGAUUGGACCAAAACCACCAUUUCUUUCUGUAACGGACGCAACACUAAAGUUCUGGAAACUAACCCUUUUAUUUGAACUCUUUGAACUGUCUAUACGCUAUUUUUUUAUGCAUAACCUUUACAAACGCGUCCCAAAAGUGGAAAUGAUUCACCAUGGUCUAAUUGACAUUAGUAGAUUGAGUCAUGUCUAUAGAACAUGAGCAUGUUUCUUUCUGUUUCUUCGACUUUAAAGGAACCAGCUCUUAUUGAAAGUGUAUGCGCUUGUCAAGGGCAGUAUUGACGAACUCGAAUGAGAAUAGGCCUGUUUCACGAGAAAGCUAUUUUUGUAGCCUUUCGGUGUAGCUUAAUUACCUAAUUUUAUAAUUAGAUUUUAUCCUCUUCCUUCUCUUGCCAAAACACAAUACUUAAAUGGAUUUUGUCACGAGGAUAUUAUUGUUUUAUGUCAACGCUGUGUUGAAGUCAUUACUUGGGGUCUUUACCCAUACACAAAAUGCUUCUGUAAAAUAAUGAAGAAGAUUUCAAAGAAAUUCCACCAGGGAACACUAACCAUGAUAAUUUGUUACAUGAUUUGUGAAAAAAAAAAUGGAAAACUAUCUUUGGAAUUCAAUUGAUACACAGACACUUUAUAGGUUUUUAAAAAAUAGAAAAUAGCGUGACAUAACCCUUUGAAUACCUCUUUAAACAAAUUUCAGGUGAUCCUAUUAAAAGCGUGGGUUUGGAUGAUUGUGAAGUCUGUCAAACAAGGCCUUGCAAGAACGGCGGCACGUGCACAGAGGUCGCUGGAGACUGGGGAUUUACUUGUACUUGCAGGCCUGGUUACUCGGGAAGGACCUGUGAUGACGCUGGUAACAAGUGUUCACCUGGCGUUUGCAAUGAGGGGCGUUGUGAAAAUAUCGGCAAUGAUGGUUUUAGAUGCGUCUGUCCUGCCGGUUACUCUGGGGAGAGGUGUGAGGAAGGUUUGUUGUUGACCAAAGGCCCCUCAGUUCUUUUCUUUUUGAUGUCAAAACAUGAGCUUUGGUAUAAUUUCAAUUUUUUUCCUGUUUGAAUAGGAUGCAUUAAAUGCUUUUUAACUGGUUUGCAUCAGCUGGUAUGGGCGAAAGACCGUAAUUUAUUGCUUGAUUCACUGGACGAAAAAAUGGAUUUUCACCCCCCUGUUUUUGGUAUGCAAAUGUAGCAUUUACCAUCUUUGCCCCAUAUUUACUCCUCAGUUUUUACAAAUUUGCUAUAUAUUUGCAAGGAUCAUGUUGGUGCAAAUUCAUUUUUUUGCCCAGUGAUUUAUAUGUUAAAAUGCAGGAUCGAGGGGGGAGGGAGUCGGGGAUGAUAGCUUGUCACCGCCUCAUUUUCAGGUCAUUUUUGAUAGUGCCCCCCCUCCCUAUUUAAAGGGUUUGAAUAAGCAGCGCUCCCAGUUACCUGAAGGUCCGGUUAUAGUCGCUUCUACUGGAAUGUUGCUUUUAAACGCCUCUGUCACUUGAGCAGCCCCAGGGUACUUAGUUAAAGUAACGUCUCUUGAACUUCUGGUGGUUUUUUUUUGUUUUUUUUUUAUGUCAUUUGGUGUUCUAAAAAGGAAACUGAUUACGGUAUUCAUCUCCGUAGGAAGGCCAAUAGACACUCCCAUGUUCAAGGGCGACUCAUACAUGUCAUUACCAGGAAUCGAAGGCGCAGCUCUGCAACUAAGGUUCUCCAUCAGAUUUCUCGCACUUAAAUCAGGCAAUAUGCUUUUACUGUACAAUGGUCAGACGAUAUUCCCUGGUCGCGGUGACUUCAUUUCCCUUGCCAUUAACGGAGGGCGAGUUGAGUUCAGGUUCAAUAUGGGAAGUGGUACUGGUAUUUUACGCAGCGCCAGAAACAUUUCCGUAGGAUUCUGGUACACUGUAAUGAUAGAAAGACAACUGAGAGACAGCUUGUUGGUUCUGGAUGAGUAUCCCCCAGUGAAAGGCUCCUCCCCGUGUUGUUCACGUGGAUUAAAUCUUUUGUUAGACUUGUUCAUAGGCGGAGUGAAAAACUUCACGACAUUCCACACUAGUAAAGUUGGCGUUAGCUCCGGUCUCUUUGGUUGUAUAUCCGAACUAUCAGUAGAUGGUAGGGAAAUAAACCUGCUCAAGUCCAAUCUUGACAUGCGAGGUAUCAAACAAUGCACAGAAUGCCUUUUGCCUUGUGAAUUAAAACCAUGUUUAAAUAAUGCCACUUGCAUCCCGGUUGGAAACACGGGCUUUUUCUGUUCCUGUGCUCCUGGAUAUACUGGACAAAAGUGUGAGUUUACACUGGCCGAUCCUUUGAAGAGUAACACAUGUGUAAAUGAUGGAGUUGAAUUAUCGUCAUCUGACAGGUUACUUAUUUAUUUAUUUUUUAUUUUUCCAAACAUAAGAAAAAUGCACUCCACUACAGUCAACCCGCAGCUUGUUUUAAUGAGGUGUAGCUAUUAAUUUCCUCCGGUGUCGCUGCUAUUGAUAAGUUCGGUUAGUCUGUCCAAUAUUUUCUGGGUUAGGGCAGGUACUAUAGUCAAUCUAAAUAUAAAUAGUGAUACAUCUGUAAAGAAGUUUCUUCUCGGACCUCAAAAGACGAUCUCUCGCGAUUAAGGACAGUAAUUCGUUGGAGGGUGUCCGAAAUAAAGGUAGUUGACUAUAUUUACUAUAAUAGACAGAAAGUCUUUGAAUACUUAGAAUACAAACAAUACUUAAUUUUAAGACGUGAUAGGAGCAGUUGGCAAACCUAGAGAGCUUCAGAAAUUCUGAGCCUAAAAGUUGAUUUACUGUGUUACAGGUUAUGCAACUGCCGGCUUGGAUAUGGAGGCAGAAGGUGUAAUAGAAGUAAGUACUUUCGGAAGUUUUGCCUUUUGAAAUAGCUUCCUAAUGCGUCGGAUAUAUUUUCAAAUCUGUCAGUAACUGAUGUUGUCGCAGUAUAAACUUUUCAAUGUAAGGGAUCUUAAGGCACAUAGUCUUUGUGUGCGGAUACAGGUGACCUCCCCAAGCUGGAGCCAUCAGCAUGGGUAGAGUGUUUAUUGCUGUACCCCGGAGGCCACACUUGGGAAGUCUUAGUGGCCUUUUAAAACCGGAAGGGGAACUACCGGUGGUGCAAAUGGUCAGAGUUAACGCCUUCCACUGAUAUAGGCUUGGUGGGAUUCUAUCGCCACACAGUGGAUUGACUUUGUUGUUGGUUCUCUUCACAAGUCUACUUCGAGCUGAAAAGUUGUCUCUAAUUAAUUGGGGACGUUUAAGAGGCCACACGUUUAGAACAGUGAAUUCUAUCGGGUGUCACGCUGUCUAAACUACAUAAGUGUAAGUUUUCAUAGUUGCAGUAGAAUUCUUUCACGACAACCCCUACAGAAAAAAACACGCACACCGGCAAUAGAUUUUAAGUACUAAAGAAACCUUAGUUUACAAACUUCUGCUAUUGGUUUAUUUUAACCUUUUCGGUACAAAGUUCUUUAAAGUAGCUUGAAUGAGGCAACGAACAGUUGAGUCGAUUCCAGUGACUCUUGCUGAUUGGCUGUUUCGUUGUAGCUGUCCAGUUUGGAAAAAAUGCCUUGUUCAGUGGUGACGGUUUCUUGGAAUUCCCAUCAUCGACCAUGCGAGGACCGAGGUGAAGUUUUUUCUUUGGUUUUUAGUGAACUUUCUGAGAUAACAUUUCUCAGCAUCAGGAGAGUUUUACGACUGUUAUAAUAGAAAAUGAGCGCCCAAUUUAUUUCCAUCCUGGUAUUUUAUAGCCGAAAUACCUUAUAAUCCACGGUGCAAUGUUUACGGCUUUGAGCAUGCAUGCGUCCAUUUUUUUUUACAGAUCGACAACACCUGACUAUAUGUCACUAGAGAUAAAAACAGAAGCUCAAAAUGGUGUAAUCCUAUGGCAAGGAGAGGUAAAAUAGAGUGUUGUAAUGAGUUCGGCUAACAGAGAUUGUUUAUAACUUAUGCCUGAUAAUCCAAUGACCAGAAAAGACAUCCAUCUACUUUGCCACAUUCAGUUCUGAGCUUUUUCUUGGUUAUUAAAAGAUUGUAAGAACAAAACCUUUUUCCAAAACACUUCCGUAUCUCUUUGCCAACACGUUCGUGUAUAUUUCACACACACAGGCCCCUUGCAUUACGAACAGUUCCGUUGAUCUGUAAGGCAUCAAGCAACAUAAAUAGAUACCUCAUGUUCUCACCUGGAUCAAUUAGGUGUCCCUAUGAAAAAUUUUUCUUCUUGCUCCUUCCAGAGAAGAGACCACUUUGCAAUCGGAUUAAGAGACGGAUUUCUGGAGUUCAGGUAAAUAAUUUAAGGACUCUUGACGGCCCAACAACUGGUCUCUUUCUAAACUUUGGUAUUCUUUGCUUUCAGAGAAAAAACACCCAUACAUGUACGUGACCACCAAAAAUGCCAAAAGUUAGGGGUCGCUAAUAGGAGCUGGUCGCAUAUGAGACUCUGACGCAUCUGAAUGUCGCUAAAAUUGCACUAAAAAAACAUAGACAAUAUACACGUAUUAAAAGAAUAUAUUUCGCUACAUCAAUGUACUGAUGGAUCACAUAAUGCACUUAACAUCCGGGGGUGAUAAAAUAAUAGGAAGUUUAAGCAAAAGCGUUUUUGAGUGACGCACGUCAACCGAGGCUUAAAAAUUGUAUUGCUUUGCGUCUUUGCGUCUUUUUUCUCAUAUUGAUGAUUUUGCGGAGAAUUAGAGCAAAAACACUGCUUAAGAGUAGUUAACUAUGAAACUGACUGAAGCACAUCCUCGGUUAAAUUUAUUACACAUUAAUCCUUGAUCACUGAUCUACAUAAAAAGAAAAUUGGGGAACGGGCCCCCGGGCCCCUCCCCGGAUCCGCUACUGCAAAUAACCAGGAACUAAAUAUAUCGGCCCCUACCCUGAGAAUACUUUAAAAUCAUGUUAACAAAUCAGUUACGUCUUUCGUAGAUAUGAACUCGGCUCUGGGCCCGCUGUACUACAAUCUCUGUCUCCAGUCAACGACAGCCAAUGGCACUCCAUCAAGGUUUACAGGUAACAAACUUUUUAAACUACAAUCUUGAAAUAAUAGUUCCUAGAUCUCCGUAUUCUAGAUGCGUUACAUUUGAGGAACAAGGAAGGGCCCGAGAAUAAACCCCCCGACUGUCAACACUGAAAAAAAAUUUAAUCAAUUAUCGAUUUCGUCUUCUAUAUAAUAUGAAGCAGCACUGACUGCGUGAUGUCAUCCCUCCGAUAUUUUAAUUAUUAGACUAUGACGUUUGUCGUUUUAAUUUUGUAGGAGUUUCAGUGAGGGCUCCCUUAAAGUUGAUAAUCAUGAUCACGUAAAUGGCACCUCGGCUGAGGGAAGCAAAGGGCUGAAUAUUAACCGAGGUCAUAACAUAUUUAUGGGUGAGUGCAUUGUACAUCCUUAUGUUAUCAGUCAUCCCCGCGAUCAGAAUGGGCAGUCCGAAAUAUUUGGAUUUCAUAUAUUUGAACAGCGGGAAGAAGAAACAAAUGUACACAAGAUCAUCAAUACACAACUCAGUUGCAAAAAGAAAGCCUGAAUGCCCGUAUUCGACUCCUGCCCUCUGCCCUCUGCCCUCCCCGGUGCAGUGCUCUUACCUAUUAAGCUAGCAAGCAGACGGGGUGUAGAUGGUCCGUUAGUAUUAUCUACAAGUCUACCUCCUUUAUCAGUGUUCAGGAUGUUUAAUAAUGUAGAUUUUUUUUUUUCAUUUGAACAGGAGAUACUUCGAACUAUAGCCUAUAUUAUCUUAAUAUUUUUUUCCUCUUAUUUCCAAUAGGAGGGGGUGAAAAUAUCGCAAAAAUGACACAUGGAAAGUUUAAUACUGGUUUUAGGGGUUGUAUAAAGAAUACAUUUUUCAAGGACAGAGGCAUGGACCUCCAGGGUGACGCUAUUCGCGGCUGGAAUGUCCUACCGUGCGACAGCGAUGAGGCAGAG